AUGGCUAACCAAAUUAGUAAUAUUUCCCCCAAAAUCUUGGUCAUCAUAACCCUAAUUUCCAUUGUUUUCAACAACAAUUUCCGGCCAAUUGAUGCUGAAGAAACAGGCAAGGCCCUGAUUGAAUCAACCUGUAAAAAAACACAGUACCCUGAAGAAUGUAUCUCAGCUUUGGAAUCAAAUCCUGGCAGCUUCACCGCCAACUUAACUGGGUUAACACGGAUUGCAGUGGAGAAAUCAGCUUCUAAACUUGUUGAAACCUUACACAUUGUGGAAACGUUGGUGCUGAAUGCGACAGAUUAUCUAACAUGGGGGUUCCUUGUCAACUGUCGUGAUACUUACAACAUCAGCGUUCCUCAAAUCCGGAGAGGUCUACAGGCUUUUGAUCAGCUCAAGUUUGAUAAAUCGUAUAAAAGUGUUGAGGCUGUUAAUAAUGCAGUCAUUGGGUGUGAUCGUCAGGGAUGGACAUUGCCAAUCUUAACCCAAGUUAAUAGAGCUUUGUUUAGGCUCACCAAGGAUACCAUGAUGAUCUUGCAUCUUCUUUUCUAA
Molecule: messenger RNA, 546 nt
Organism: Gossypium arboreum
Lineage: Eukaryota; Viridiplantae; Streptophyta; Magnoliopsida; Malvales; Malvaceae
Product: cell wall / vacuolar inhibitor of fructosidase 2-like
Exons: 1
Coding region: 1-546 (181 amino acids)
Biological process (GO): negative regulation of catalytic activity
Molecular function (GO): pectinesterase inhibitor activity
Source: RefSeq, a predicted model, not a curated record